AUGGCUCGGUGUAGGCAGGUCUUCACUCCGCCCCUUCUGUGCCUUUGCCUGGUACAUUCUGCUUUCGGCGCAGCAUCGAGGGACGAAGGCAGUUGCUUGGCUCCAGCAGCCGCGCUCCAAGAGCUUGUGGAUCUCAGAAAGUACAGGAAUUCGCAAGCCGUGCUUCGAGACAUCGCCAAGGUCUCCCAGGCGACGCUGCAGCUGGAGAGGAAGAUGAAGCUGCAUUAUGGCGUCCAGGAUCCAUCCGAUGAGGUGCCGCUUUGCCAAGAGACGCCCUUGCCGCGCCCGGGAAAUCUGCACAGUAUCAAAAGCCACAACUACUACGUAGGAGCGAUCCGGGAAGCGCAUCCCCGAUUGUCUUUGCCGGCAGUGCAGUCCAUCGUGGCUUCGGAGUGGUACCACCCAGGAUUGACUGCCAAAGGUGUCUGGUGUGUCGACAGUUGUGAGCUCCCUCUGGCGCAGCGCUUCAACGCACACUUUCCGGCCAUCCAGCGGGAAGUCCAGCGUUUCUGGGACCAUCCAGACCUGGAGGAGCAUCUGAAGGGUGUGGGUACGCACACGACGCGCUUCGAUCGCCUCAUCGCCGGGAACGGAACUUGGGUGGACGUGAGGCUCUGGCGUGGUCGUGCCUUUAACAAGAAGCUCUGCGAGCGACACUUCAGGGUAGUUUGCAGCCUUGUGGAGGCAUCGCCUGAGAUCUGGACGAACCCCUGGAGCCACGUCCUCUUAAGCGUGCUGGAGCCGGACAGCUGGGUGCCCUUUCAUCAGGGUCACAGCAACGGUCAGCUGACGUACCAUGUUCCGGUAACUUUGCCCUCGAAUUCCGCAGCCGAGCUGGCAGUGGUUCCUCGGGGUGGUGCUCUCCCGGAGGAUGACCACGACAGGAUUCAAUCUCAUCCAGAAGAGCAGACCGUGUCAUGGAAGCCGGGUAAGACACUUGUCUUCGACGACUCCUUCUCCCAUGCUGUGCGCUAUCGAGGGUCCUUGUCGGGGGCAGAUGAGCCGAAGCGGCCGCGGCUUCUGCUCCUGACCCGCGCGUGGCAUCCGGAGCUGGAUGCGGAGGAGAGGUCUGCCCUCCGCGAGUUCAUUCGGAAGGGUGGCGAGGAACGGCCAGAAGGAUAUGAGAUGCUGCCACUUCCUGCGACCCUGUGA
Symbiodinium sp. CCMP2592 is the source of this 1152-nucleotide messenger RNA. The record is from the annotation of a GenBank genome assembly. NCBI's taxonomy places the organism in Eukaryota, Dinophyceae, Suessiales, Symbiodiniaceae.